Sabethes cyaneus is the source of this 3851-nucleotide messenger RNA. RefSeq names its product amphiphysin (gene Amph). Bases 577 to 2118 code for a protein of 513 amino acids. Gene Ontology annotation, cellular component: plasma membrane; cytoplasm. Gene Ontology annotation, molecular function: phospholipid binding; protein binding. The record is from RefSeq and is a predicted model, not a curated record. The transcript is spliced from 9 exons. Lineage: Eukaryota; Metazoa; Arthropoda; Insecta; Diptera; Culicidae.
UGUGAACGUCGUCGCGAGUUGGUGUCGUCGUCGGGAUCUUCGGGGCUCGUGUUGUGUGCUUUAUUUGCUUUAUCGAAUGAAAGUUGUUCUCUGAUUAUUUUGACAGCGCCAAGGGCUAGAGAAAAUUGCCAGAAAGAACCGUCGAAACGAAACAAAACAACAGCGAAAACGUUGAUGUGUGGAAGAUAAAUUUUCCUACGAGGUGUGUGAAAAACGGAAAACGUACGUACGGGGCUGCAGGAGAAGCGGGUGCUUCACAGGAACGCAACCUGAGCAGAUUUUUUCGAUUUUACAUAUAUAAUUUUGCUUGGUAGAGCUAGAGUGUAUUCUGUUGCGCCUCACUGUGGUCUGUGAAAUCCGUGGUGUUACGGUGUGGAAGUGUGAGAGUUGUGAUUCGAAGCUGGCGGCGGUCGUGCAUUUUCCGUGACGGGCCAAAAAAUAAUCUGGUGUUGGAUAUAUAUAAAUAACACGCGAAAACCACCCAUUCCGUUCCGGAUCUCCAGAGGAUUGUGUCGGAAGUUUUGUACUGAAUAACAAUCGUCCAAAAUAAUCUCCCAGCUGCAACAGUUCCGAACGAUGGCCGAAAAUAAGGGAAUGCUACUGGCGAAAUCAGUCCAGAAACAUGCUGGACGAGCUAAAGAAAAGCUAUUACAAAAUCUCGGCAAAGUGGAUCGAACUGCAGAUGAGAUUUUUGAUGAACAUCUCACCAACUUCACCCGACAGCAGAACAGUGCCACCAGACUACAGAAAGAAUUCAACAACUAUAUCAGAUGUGUGCGAGCCGUUCAGAGUGCCUCCAAAAGCCUGAUGGAUGCCAUAAACGAAGUGUACGAAAGCCAAUGGACCGGCUCGGAGGCCCUGUACGCGCAGACCAACUCCGUUGAGGUACUAUUCCAGGACUUUUCGCACAAACUCGGUGACCAAGUGCUCAUACCGCUCAAUACGUACACUGCGCAGUUUCCAGAGAUGAGGAAAAAGAUCGACAAGAGGGGUCGUAAGCUGGUGGACUACGAUAGUCAACGACACUCCUUCCAGAGCCUGCAAGCUAAUGCUGCCAAACGCAAGGAUGAUGUUAAGAUCACCAAGGGACGCGAACAGCUAGAGGAAGCGAAGCGUACCUACGAAGUGCUUAACACUGAACUGCACGACGAACUGCCAGCGCUGCACGAUUCCCGAAUACUGUUUUUGGUGACGAAUUUGCAAACACUGUUCGCCUCCGAGCAACAGUUUCACAGCGAAACGGCCAAGGUGUACGCCGAACUGGAAGCGAUCGUCGAUAAACUGGCCACCGAAUCGCAGCGAGGUUCAUACACGCUCAAGAAGAUUACUGCUAACUCAUCUCCGUCCAGCCAACCACAGUCUCCAGUGAAAGCGAACUUGUCGAUUGUAAAUAACAUUACCAACGGAUCUGCCAAUACCAACGGACCCACAUCCACUUCGCCAUCAAUUUCGCCCAGCUCAGAACAGCACAUGGACGAUUCGGAACCCUCCUACCAGAACACAGAUAUCGUGAAAUCUACCAGUGCUGCUUUGCGAUCAUCCGCCAACACCACCACUACUACUACUACCACCACCACUACUAAUAAUAACAAUAUUGAUGUCCCAUCGCAACCAGUCGCGCCGCCUAAAUCGCCUGUGCCACCCACUAGUGAGAAAGUAACCUCAAACGGUACGGAUCACGAUCACGAUACCAACAGUAGCCAUACGCAAAAUAACAACGCAGCAGAUUCAACCACUAGUCCAUCAUCUACAACAGCUCCUGUUCCUUCUACUCCUGUUGUUGCUGCUCCCGCUGCUACUACUGUUGCUCCAGUUGCUGAUGUUCGGCCUGCUACGUCGCGCUCGCCAUCACCCACAACGCCUACUGUUUCUGGCGCUGCCGUGUCGCAAUCAAGCGCCACUACAACUGACCUACCGCCAGGAGUACUGUAUCGGGUGAAGGCUACCUACAAAUACGUUCGGGAGGAUGUUGAUGAGCUUAGCUUUGAAGUCGGUGACACAAUCAACGUGAUCGAGUACGAGGACCCAGAGGAUCAGGAGGAAGGCUGGCUGAUGGGCAUCAAGGAAGGAACAAACGAUAAGGGCAUGUUCCCGGCCAAUUUCACGCGGCCGCUGUAAGCUUGACUGAGUGACGAUCAAACGGAUACCGGCUACUGGAGAGAGUUUGCUUCAUUUUAAUUUUGAGAACGGUUCGUCCAAACGUGACCCACGUUUGGAAUUACAGAGAAAGUUUACGACACGGGCCACAACGCGUUGAAAUCAUUUUACCGCAAACUAUUACGUUCAUAACCACACACAUCUAAGAUUAUCAAAGUUUAAACAAAAACACUCGUAAACUGAAAUCAGUAACACCCGUGCGUUGUUAAUGCGGUUUUCAAAGCUAACGAUUGUAGGCGAUUGGUAGGGAAACAAACAGAUGAAGAAAGAAUGACGUGCCUUUUAAAUUGUUCAUUCAAUCAUUCAGUAGAUAAUUAAUUACUCUGCCAACCAAGAGGAGCUAUGUAAGCAUAAUUAUGUCAGCCAUCUCAUCCGGAUAAUACUUUGACUUCCUCUAUAAUUUCCUUCCGUAUCUGUUACUGUUAUGUUGUUAACUGUUCGCGAUAUUGAGCACACAAAUAUUAUAUGCUUUCGUUAUUAGUACCCUGAUUUUAUACCACUACCGGCAGUUCUCGAACAAAAGCUUUAAUGCAUCUCAUCAAAAUGUUUCCAUGGAAAAUAAUAUGUGGAAAUGAACUCUUUCUUUCUUUUCGAAAACGCAAACCAAAACCAAUAUGUAAAUAAUUCGAAACUACAAAUUGUCCGACUCGAUUGCACUAAAUAAAUUAGCUAGCGUUUUGAUCUGAGCUGCCGAAAAUAGUUCGCUUUAAUUGCCAAUUUUACAACUAUGUAAAUAGUCGAUAUUCACGCUAAGCAUACUGUAAAAAACGAAGGCCAAAUUGCUUCCAUUAUUGAAAUAUCUUCAGCGAUAAUCUUCCUAUCCUUGCAGCACACUACCUAUGUGUAUGAAUAGAGCUAAAAAACCCUUUGAAAUAGAUAAAAUCGGUACAGGCGAAUUGGUCAAUGCAUUUUUAUUAGGUGAUCAAGACGCAUUUUGGUUAAACCUUUCUUCUCCAAUCCCCCCAGUAACCCAUCUUACCUAGAAUGUAAGCAACAUGCAAAAUGCAAACUAGCCGUGGCAUAUAUUCUGAUCAAAGAGAUCAUUUCAUACUGCGAUUCUCGAAUAAUACCGUUUCUUUUUUUUUUCUUUCACUUUGUAUGCUAUUGUGUAACAAUUAAAUUUUAUACUAUAUAUUACCUAUCUGUACACUAUUUUUUUGCCCCCGUGUUAGUCAGGCUGCCAAACAACAAAACAUUGUUUUAUGCCCGUUCCGAUUCUAGUUGUAGAAACAUAGACACAUCCUAUUUUUCGAAACCAACACAUCUUCCGUAUUAAACUGUGCAGCAGUUAUGUUAUUUUCAAAUUAAAAUUGUUUUUAUUAUAUUUGAUAAUUUUAUCUUAUUUAACAAACAAAUAAUUUAAUAACUUAGUCGAGUAAUGAUAGUGACGGUGAAGCAACUUGCAGAAAUAUGCAUGAUCAACUUAUCUUAACACCGAAUGCGCACGCUGAUCGGACUUGAAUUAGAGUGAAAAUAAUCUAGCAUAUAAUAAAGAAAAACUUUAGAUAAAAACGUUGCAAGGAAUUGAAACCGGAAAACGGUCCUGGUCAUGUUAUAAAAACGAAACAGCAUGGAACGAUCAGGCAACUGUGUUUGUUGAAAUAGAUGAUGAAGAGGUAAUAUAUUUCAGUAAAAUUAACAACUAAAAUAGUACGCUAAGGAUAACGAAAAUAAAAACUACAACGUCGAUAAAA